AUGGAACCGUGCACUUUCGUUCGUAUCACCGUCGGAAACUUGGUUGUUAGGGCAUCACCCUCUGUUUCGAACGCACCAUCUAGUAACUGGUUCUGUAAGAUCAAAUUCAAGAAUUUCCCACGCCAAAUCGUUGCUGUGCCCGUUCUGUUUCGAACCGAAUCCCAAUCCCAAUCCCGGUUAUGCUCCAGCGAAGUGUCGAACGUUGCUGCUUCAUUCACUCUAAGCAAGUCUCAGAUCCAAUGGGCUCUUAUGAAGCCUAAACGGAGUGUACUCUCCAUCAAGGUUUAUUCCCGCGUUGCCACGUGUGGACUCGUCCCUUCUUUUGGUGAGAAGCUGAUUGGUCGGUUUAAGGUUUCAUUAGAUUUGAAGACGGCUGAGACAAAGACGUGUUUGGCUCACCUCGGGUGGGUUGCAUUAGGCACUAAUAAAAAGUCAAAUAAGAUAAAGAAUCCGGAGCUCCACGUUAGCGUACGGGUUGAACCGGACCGGAGGUUUAUGUUUGAGUUCGACCGCGAGCCAGAGUGUAGUCCCAAGGUUCUUCAGAUACAUGGAAACAAGAAAGAAACUGUUUUCACAUGCAAGUUCGGAUUCAGAAACUCCCCGACUCUUACUAGAUUACCGUCCACGACCACUGGAAAGAAACAGACUUGGAGGGGGAGAAAAGGUUGGUCAAUAACAAUACAUGAUCUCUCUGGCUCACCAGUAGCUAUGGCUACAAUCACCACACCUUUCGUACCAUCACCAGGUUCAAACGGUGUGUCUAAAUCAAGCCCCGGCGCGUGGCUCAUCCUCCGUCCUGAUGGUAACAUAAUGAAGCCAUGGGGUCGUCUCGAGGCAUGGCGUGAUCAUCAGUCUGGCUUUCUCGGUUACCGGUUUCAUCGACUUCAAGAGGAUAUCGCUACGGAAAUAUCCUCAUUGUCUUCCAUCAGGACAAAACUUGGAGGGAGCUUUGUCAUCGAUGGAACCAUUACUACCGCGGACACCAACACAGCUGCUUCUUUGACACUCUCAGAUGGAAGUUUUGAUGUUUCGUCCGGGUUGAGUACUGGAUCAUUGAAAACACGUUCAGGAGGCGGGUCGGAUUUCGGGUUUUUUCUACCCCAAGCGAGAGAAAACUUGGGGUUUGUGAUGUCGACAAGGGUGGAAGGAGUUGAGAAACAGAGCAAGCCUAAGGUGGAAGUAGGGGAGAAGUACGUGGAAUGCGUGGAGGAUGCGGCGGCGUACGUGGCUUUAGCAGCGGCGGUGGAUUUAAGCAUGGAUGCUUGUAGACUCUUCUCUCACAAGAUAAGAAAAGAAUUGAGACCUCCAAGAGCCGUUUGA
Messenger RNA from Eruca vesicaria subsp. sativa (arugula), 1320 nucleotides. NCBI's taxonomy places the organism in Eukaryota, Viridiplantae, Streptophyta, Magnoliopsida, Brassicales, Brassicaceae. The record is from the annotation of a GenBank genome assembly.